Molecule: messenger RNA, 4152 nt
Organism: Amblyraja radiata (thorny skate)
Lineage: Eukaryota; Metazoa; Chordata; Chondrichthyes; Rajiformes; Rajidae
Product: protein kinase C and casein kinase substrate in neurons protein 2
Exons: 11
Coding region: 457-1779 (440 amino acids)
Biological process (GO): regulation of endocytosis; cytoskeleton organization; plasma membrane tubulation
Cellular component (GO): cytoplasm; endosome; plasma membrane
Molecular function (GO): phospholipid binding; protein binding
Source: RefSeq, a predicted model, not a curated record
GGUGCCGAGCGGGACAGGACAGCAGCGGCAGCGGCGGCGACGGUGGGAGCGGCGCAGCCUGACAGUGAACAACCGGCCGGGCGCCACACACCGCAGCCUCGACGGCCUGAACCCGCUUCCAGGCCCAGGCUGCAGCUCCAUUUGCCCGCGGCUGGUGAAGCUUCUCUGGCGGACAGCUCCGAUCUGAGGGAGGGGAGAGGCCCCGGUCCACACCCCACCACUGGACACCAGCUGAAGGAGGCUCCGACCCGGCCGCACGGGGUACAGCCCGCGGGGGGUUGACGCACAGAAUCACCGACCCCUCCUGUUGAACCAAAAAGUUUAAAGGCAGCAAAGGAAACCGUGCUGUGGGAUGUGAAGCUUUUCCAAUUGAUCAACUGACGACAAGCACUUGGAAGAUUUUGAACUGCCAGUUCUGAUAUAUAGCUGAUCUGUGAGAAUAUUCCAAACACGAUCAUGUCGUACGAUGAUUCAGUCAUGAUUGAUGCCCCCAGUGACAGCUUCUGGGAGGUUGGGAACUACAAGCGCUCCGUAAAGCGCAUUGAUGAUGGCCACAGACUCUGUAGUGAUCUAAUGAAUUGUGUCCAUGAGCGAGCGCGUAUAGAGAAGGGUUAUGCACAACAACUUACAGAGUGGGCCAAGAGGUGGAAACAGCUGCUGGAGAAAGGUCCACAGUACGGGACUUUGGAAAAAGCAUGGAUAUCACUAAUGACGGAGGCUGAGAAAGUCAGUGAGCUGCAUCUGGAGGUCAAGAGUGCACUGAUGAAUGAAGAUUUUGAAAAAAUCAAGAACUGGCAGAAGGAGGCCUACCACAAGCAGAUGAUGGCAGGCUUCAAAGAAACUAAGGAGACCGAUGAUGGAUUCCGUAAAGCACAGAAGCCAUGGGCCAAAAAAUUGAAAGAGGUGGAAGUUGCCAAGAAAGCCUAUCAUGCAGCUUGUAAAGAGGAGAAAUUAGCAAUAUCCAGGGAAUCAAACAACCGGUCAGAAUCAAACACUAAUCCAGAACAACUGAAGAAACUGCAGGAUAAGGCUGAAAAAUCUAAACAGGAUGUUCAAAAGACAAAGGAAAAGUAUGAGAAAAGUCUAGACGAAUUAAAUAAAUGCACUCCGCAAUAUAUGGAAAAUAUGGAGCAAAUGUUUGAGCAAUGUCAACAUUUUGAAAACAAGCGGCUAGAUUUUUUUCAAGAAGUCCUCUUGGAAGUUAAGCAACAUCUUGACUUAUCUGCCACCAGCUAUAACGCAAUAUAUCAAGAGUUGGAGCAUGUUAUUAAAACAGCAGAUCCUCAGGAAGACCUUAAAUGGUUCAGAUGUACAUAUGGUCCAGGAAUGCCUAUGAACUGGCCCCAGUUUGAGGAAUGGAGUGUGGACCUCAAUCGCACACUGAGCAGGAGGGAAAAACCUAAAAAGACUGCCGAUGGUGUGAUCUUGACAAGUGUCAGUCAGACAGGCGAACAGGUACCUCAGCCUCCAAAAUCCAGCAGUGAUGAAAAGAACCCAAAUUACACCACGGAGUGGUCAGAUGAUGAAAGCAAUAAUCCUUUCAACAGCAAUGAAGCAAAUGGUGAUAAUCCGUUUGAAGAGAAUCAUUCAGCAGUGUUGGAAGUGAAAGUGCGUGCAUUGUACGACUAUGAGGGGCAGGAACGCGACGAGCUGAGUUUCAAAGCAGGUGAUGAACUGACGAAGGUGGAAGAUGAAGAUGAACAGGGCUGGUGCAAGGGACGACUAGAGGGUGGUCAAGUUGGCCUGUACCCUGCCAAUUACGUCGAAGUCAUCCAGUGAUGCAGAACAUUCCACCACAGAUGCCAUGAUCCUUUCACAUCUAAAAACACAGUUACAUCAACUUUAAAUAAAAUAUAUAGUGGAGUAGAGAAUGUACAAAUUCAUUAUAUUAAGCAUUAUUGCUUUGGAAACUGCUUGGCUUUGAGAAGAAAUCAAGUUUUUAUCAGUGAACAAAUGCGCAUUUUAGCAAGCUCUUGUCUCAUCUUCCGAAGUACAACUGAAGCUUCAUGGUAACUGACAUUGGUUUUAAAUGUUAACUCUUAGUCUAUGACAAUUUUAGUUUUCAAAGACACUGAUUGUAAAAAAAAAUGAUUUUAAUGACUUGCCUUGUUUGACUGCUGAAUAUGAAUUUUAAAUGUCCGUCUUUGCUUCAUUGCAUCCUUAAGUAAUUCCCCUCAAUUUUCAGUCUUUUGUUUCUGUUUUCUACUUUAUUUUUAAAAUUAAGGCUUCCACUAUUUUCUUCUUGGUUAUCUGAUUAUUUAAUUUAGUUGUAGUUCCUCCUUUGUAGAAAGAACACUUAUAUGCUGGAGGUACAGUUGAUAAAGUGACCUUAAGCUCCAUUUUAAUGUCCUCCCUAUAGCGUAGAAAUAUUUAAUCAUUUAUACUUCUGUGCAAAACCAUGUGCUUUAGUGUGCUUCCUGCACCAUGUAUUUUAGCACGUCAGUGAAACACUGGGAUGUGUUUUAAUUAAGUACUACUGCACUUGUGGCCUGUUACUUCAUGGGUGAUGUAUCAUAAUUGAUAUGGAUCAAUAGAAAAUAUAUUGUUAAACUUAAAGCAGUCCGCAUUGUGAAAAUUGUGGGUUGCAAUGUGGACUCGAGGCAGGGCUCCAUGACUUUUUGUAUGAUAUAAUGUUCAUUUGCUCCUAACCAAAGGAUUUGGAAGAGGAGCAGCCUGUUUAAUGGUGGAUGUAGAGAAUGUGUGCGAUGCUUCAUUUAUUUUCACUGGUACUACACUGUUCCGCAGAUCUCUCAGAUAAUUGGGGAGUUUUGAAAAUCUGCGUUAAGGUGCAGGCCUUGGAAUUCUCCUCUAAAGCAAAGACUGCAGGAUCCUUGUAAUAGUAAAUGUUCAACAUGAACAAAUGUGGGAAUUAUGAUGAAUGUUUUUGAAAUUUUGUUCUGUGAAUCCUUCCAACUAGUCUUCACUGCUAGAAUUAAAUAGAAAUUGUAUGUAAUAAUAACAAAUGUAGACAUGAUUUUUGAAUGUGAUUCUGGGCAAUCCCAAAGGAAUAUUAAAGCUCUACUAUUGUAGGUAAGUAGCUGUAUUGGGAUAGUUCAUCAAACUAAAUAGUUUGUAGUUUAAAAAUUGAGUUUCCUUAGUAUGCAUUUGACUGAUGAUAUGAAAUGAAUGCCUCGUAAUUUAAUGACCAAGUGUGCCUUAGAAAACUUUUCUCACAAAGUUUUCUGUCAAAUCUUUUGUCAGUGGGUUUAUUUAGUAUCGUUAUACACUGGUUCGAGGGUGAUACUUUUGAAAUUAAACCAGUCUUCAAUAUUUUGAAUUUCCGACGUGAGAUUACUUUUACAAAACUAAUUAUUUUGAUAACUUGUGUAGCUUUUGACUUGCUAAAGUUUAGUAUCACUUCCUGAUGUUCAUAGUAUUGGCAAAUCACUAUUUAAGUUUGUAAUCGGACCAUUAAUUACAUGAAAAUCUUGUGAAGGAAACUAUUUUUAAGCUUUGAUACUUCAGCAGGUCUAUUUAAAGAAAUCUAUAGCAGGAACAUACUUUGCACAGGACUACUCUGGAAAACAGCGAAGACACGGAGAUGAUGAUAGAGCCAUCUGAUCAUAUGAACACAUGGACUAUGUGUAGGUCUAGCCCACAUGGCCCUUCUGAUAGCAAUCUCAGCUCUGAAAUUCAGACACCCCAUGGUACCUUUUUGAUUAUCAAGGAUCUGUCCACUUCUGCCUUAAAAAUGACCAAAGCCUCUGUUCUACCACCCUCAAAGAGUCGCCACAAUGAGGGGGGAAAAAACCUCAAUCUUAGACCUGCAAGCCUUUAUGUUUAACCUGUUCAAUGCCAUCCCCAAGUAUACUCUGGUCAUGAUCAAUAGUGAAAAAAAACUUGGCAGAGAACAGGUUAAACUCUGACCACCUAGUUCUAUGUUUCCCCACAAGGGGAAAUAUCCUCUCUGCAUCCAUCCAUUGGGGACAUCUCAGGUUCUUGUAACGUCUUUCUGGAAGAAAAUACUAUUUAAGAUAAUUGUAUUAUUUUUUCCCUGCCAGAUGUUAGCAAAUUUGGGUAGAGUAAUUCAACAUGUAGCUCUGUAUGUUAGAGUUCUGAUUUUUUCCAUGCUGUUAAAACAAUGGACAAAGCACAUUACAAACUUUCAAUUGCUCUACUUUGUAUUAAACAGACAAUUUACAAAAGACAAAA